AUGCAGAGCAUGCACCUGCGGCUGAAGCACCCGAAUGACUGUCUGCUUCAGGCACCAGUCGUUCCCCUGGACAUCCGGGCACAGAGUCUGCUUCAAAGUCGCUCUCUGGAAAUUAUCGAUCGUUUACGACCGGUGCAGCAGAACAGGGAGAAGCACGGCCAAUGCCCCUGCGACAGCCAAAACCGCCGGCAAAAGGAGGUGCAGAGGAGGAAGCGGCACCGGAAGAAAAAAGAAGCAUUGGAGGAAUUGCCGCCAACAGCAGCAGAAGAAGAGGCGCCAGCAGACCCAUCAGAACCGCCACCGAAAUCGCCACCACACAGCGCACUGCCAUCCUCAACGGAAGUUCCAGCGACCAUGAAGCCAACAGAAGAUCUGCAGAAAAGGCACUGA
Molecule: messenger RNA, 390 nt
Organism: Trypanosoma cruzi
Lineage: Eukaryota; Euglenozoa; Kinetoplastea; Trypanosomatida; Trypanosomatidae
Exons: 1
Coding region: 1-390 (129 amino acids)
Source: RefSeq, a predicted model, not a curated record